Messenger RNA from Camellia sinensis, 644 nucleotides. RefSeq names its product EG45-like domain containing protein. The record is from RefSeq and is a predicted model, not a curated record. NCBI's taxonomy places the organism in Eukaryota, Viridiplantae, Streptophyta, Magnoliopsida, Ericales, Theaceae.
AUGCCGAAUACCCAUGCAGAGCUCCUUCCAUUUCUCUGUUUCGUCCUUCUAUUAGCAAACCUCCAUCUCUCUCUCGCUGAUAUCGGCACAGCCGCCACCUACAAGCCACCAUACAUCCCCACAGCUUGCAACGGCAAUGCCGCCGAACAGUUCCCGUCGAGCAACCUGUUUGCGGCAGCAGGAGAGGGAAUAUGGGACAACGGCGCGGCCUGCGGGAGGCAGUACUUGGUGAGGUGCAUAAGCGCCGCCAAGCCAAACGGUUGUGUUCCGAGCCAGACUAUUCAGGUGAAGAUUGUGGACCGUGCUCAGACAGCGGCUUCUAGGCCGUCAAGGGGUGGCACCACCAUGGUCCUCUCUACAACUGCUUAUGGAGCCAUUGCUAGGGGAUCUCCUGCAUCAAUUAACAUUGAAUUUCAACAGUAAGUAUAGGCUUGACUUUCGGUCCGAUAGGCUAACCUUUAUCACUUGAAUAAUACACAAAAUUGAGACUCGGAGAAACCAAGACAUCAAUAUGUGUUUUUAAAUUAAAAUCAAAAUUUAUAUUUUUCAAAUUUAACAGUACACCUAUCUCGUAGAUAGACACCACUAAUAUAUAUAUAUACACGAACCAUAUGGAAAAUUGUGAGAAUUUUCCAUAUUCAAUG